CUAACCAAGGCCCGCCCCGUGCCCGCAGCUCACCUUCCCCGGCGUGAAGAUCGAGGCCGUGGACGUGGACAAGCUGGUGACGUACGUGGACGACUUCGUGUUCGACCUCAACUCCGCCGUGGAGGUGCCCAACGUGGAGGUGGCCAAGAAGCUGGACAUCCGCGUGCGCCAGCCGCGCCUCAACCACAAGCCCUUCAGCGUGCGCGUGUCCGUGGACAGCGACAAGGCCGCUCGCGUGGCCGUGCGCUUCUACCUGGGCCCCAAGUACAACUACCUGGGCCGCCCGCUCUCCGUCGAGGAGCGCCGCCAGUACCUCGUCGAGAUCGACCGCUUCCCCUUCGACCUGCCCGCCGGCAAGACGGUGAUCGAGCGCAGCUCCCGCGACUCCAGCGCCGUGGUGCCCGACCAGACCAUCACCCGGGUGCUGCUCAAGAAGGUGGAGGACGCCAUCGAGGGCCGCGAGCCCUACUACGUGGACUCUGCCCACCGCCACUGCGGCUUCCCCGAGCGCCUGCUGCUGCCCAAGGGCUCUCGCCAGGGCCUGCCCUUGGCUCUGUACGUCGUCAUCACGCCCUACGGCGGAGACUCCCUCAACACCCACACCGGCUACAUCGCGUGCGGCGCCGGCUUCGGCUACCAGGUGGUGGACAACAAGCCCUACGGCUACCCCUUCGACCGCGUCAUCAAGAGCGAGGCGGACUUCUUCGUGCCCAACAUCUUCUACAAGGACGUCACCGUCUUCCACAAGAAGCAGGAGGAGAUCAACAAGGCGUGAGCCCCUUCGCCAACAACGCUCGCUGAACGAGCCCUCGUCCUCAUGGUUCAGCUCCCACCUACGACGAACCGGCUCGCCUCUGGUCAUCUGAGUACACUGAGCAACUCCAACAAUCGACUGAUAUACUCGUGCAAUAAAGACUGAACUAUUAUAUCAUUUCAAGGCUAUCAUUUCUUUACGCCCUGCUUUCACC
Molecule: messenger RNA, 968 nt
Organism: Gryllus bimaculatus (two-spotted cricket)
Lineage: Eukaryota; Metazoa; Arthropoda; Insecta; Orthoptera; Gryllidae
Source: the annotation of a GenBank genome assembly